AGCAAAAUAGUGGAAAGCGAGAAAAAUGUGAACAACCAAGAAUUUAACUUUGAAAAAGCGCGGCUGGAAGUGCACAAGUUUGGAAUCACUGGCUACAAGAAGCAGGAACAACGCGUGUGGGAACAGGAGCGUGCUAUCAUGCUGGGAGCCAAGCCACCCAAAAAGGAACAUGUGAACUACAAGAUUUACCAAGAGAAAAUGAAAGAGAAAAAACCAGCGAAGGACGAGGAUAAGGGAAAGGAACAUAAAGGUGAUUCCCUGAAGAAGAAGAAGAAAGAACAGAAGGAGAGGAAGGCCAAAAGGAAGAAAGCGGUGCCUAGCAUUUGGCACGCCGGACAAGUUGGAAAAUUCAGAGAUGGGACCUUGAUUCUGCAAAGCUGUGACAUAAAGAAAAUUAAAUCCUCUAAAGUUGUCAAAUGA
Molecule: messenger RNA, 420 nt
Organism: Eurypyga helias (sunbittern)
Lineage: Eukaryota; Metazoa; Chordata; Aves; Eurypygiformes; Eurypygidae
Gene: FSAF1
Product: chromosome unknown open reading frame, human C1orf131
Exons: 5
Source: RefSeq, a predicted model, not a curated record